Paramecium sonneborni is the source of this 1088-nucleotide messenger RNA. The record is from the annotation of a GenBank genome assembly. Lineage: Eukaryota; Ciliophora; Oligohymenophorea; Peniculida; Parameciidae.
AGAUAAAAUGAUCAGGUUUACUAAAAUGAUGAGAGGUUUAAAUCAUAAAUCUUAAUUUUGGCAUAUAGUAUCUAAAAGAAGUAAUAAAAAAAAGAUAUUUAGAUGUCCAUAUAACUUAUAAAGAUGAUUUAUUGGUGUUAACAUUUCCAUUCAUUAUGGGUCCUAAGAUGUUUUUUGCUCAUUAACAAUAUUCAUUUUUGACUUUGAUGGAGCAGUUGCAAUUAGAAGAAUCGACUAAAGUAGAGUUUAAUUUAGAUGGAACAGAUUUAAGUUUGAGUAGCAACCUUUUCAAUUAUAUUUUGAAAGACAAAAAAAACAAAGCAAUAAAGUUAUAGAUAUAAGAUGAAGAAUUUACCAUUAACCCAGCAUACUAAUUAAUUGAAGCUAAAAUGUUAAAUUAAUAAACUUAGUUGAAACAUUCUCCAUAAAAGAAAUACAUUCAAAUGGUAAAUUUAGGAAUGGAUCCAAGUCAUGCUAAUACAUUGUCUUGGUUUUUGAAUUCUUGCAAUAUCUAAUAAAAUUUAACAGAAAAAGAAAUAGUUAAAGUGAUGGAAUAAGGAUUGUCUAUACUUAAAUAACCAACUAAAGAUAAGUUAUAUGAGUUGCAACAUUUGAUUAAUAUUUUGGAAGCUGAAAUUUGUAAAUAACGAGAACAAUUAGACGUAAUGAUUGGUGAAGCAGAAAAGACUGGAUAUAGAUGGUUAUCUCUUUUAUUUGUGUUAUCUGUUUUAUAAAUAGGUGCCUUUUAUUAUGGUAUAUAUAUGGUUGAUGAAUGGGGUUGGAAUGUAUGUGAACCAUUCACAUAUACAUUAUAAUGUGUAACUGUUCUUAUGGGAAUGAUUUUCUAUAUUAGAUACAGAAGAUAAAGAGAGAUUGAAUCCAUUAGAUGGGCAUUUAUGUUUAGGUAUAAUUAUAGAUUUUAUUAACGUAGAAAAUAAACUAAAGAAAGAACUUGGAAAGAUAGAUGGAAUCAUCUAAAUACUCUCAUAUCCUUGAAAGAAGAAUAAAAAAGAGGAUUAGAAUUAAGAAAAACAAUUCUCUACAAUAGAAUGAACUAUCACUAUUAUGUUUAAUAAUAGAAAAAAUGA